GGACUUGUAGUCUACCGCCGCUCGGAUGCAACAACAACCCCUGUGUGUGAACUCUGUUACCCAGAACACCAAGCAGCCUUCCAUUGCCCAAGUUUGUGGCACCUUUUGGUCCCCAGCCAUGCCUCAUAUCGACAACGAUUUGAAACUGGAUUUCAAGGAUGUCCUAUUGAGGCCCAAACGCAGCACCCUCAAGUCUCGAAGUGAGGUGGAUCUCACAAGAUCCUUUUCAUUUCGGAACUCAAAGCAGAUGUACACUGGCAUCCCUAUCAUUGCUGCCAAUAUGGAUACUGUGGGCACAUUUGAGAUGGCCAAAGUUCUCUGCAAGGUGGGACUUCCUCAUACCUGUUACCUAAUGGUGUCCAGUUAGCCCAGCUGGCUGGCUGCAGAGGUGUUUGCAUCCCUACUGGCACUCCUGUCACCUCUCUCUAGCAAUGAGCAAUUAGGAUGCUUUCUUUACUGUUUUCUAUACUACAAAGGCCUCUUUAUUUGAUCAGAUCAUAAGGCUGUCUGAAUUUUGAGAUUCAAAGUUAAAUUUGCCCCAUUUUUCUUAUAUAUGGCAGAACUUUCUCUUAUCACCCUUUUCUACUACACAGGUCACCCCAUCCUAUCAUGUAUGUCCCUUCAGUCACAACACUGUUUGCAACACUGAACAUUCAUUGUUUUAGUCCAGAAAAUAAAGUUUGAAUAUUCAGAUUUUUGUAAUUAGAAUAUUGUAGAAAGUUAA
Molecule: messenger RNA, 724 nt
Organism: Fukomys damarensis (Damara mole-rat)
Lineage: Eukaryota; Metazoa; Chordata; Mammalia; Rodentia; Bathyergidae
Gene: Gmpr2
Product: guanosine monophosphate reductase 2
Exons: 3
Coding region: 26-367 (113 amino acids)
Molecular function (GO): catalytic activity
Source: RefSeq, a predicted model, not a curated record